Metarhizium robertsii ARSEF 23 is the source of this 480-nucleotide messenger RNA. RefSeq names its product ATP-dependent DNA helicase PIF1. The record is from RefSeq and is a predicted model, not a curated record. NCBI's taxonomy places the organism in Eukaryota, Fungi, Ascomycota, Sordariomycetes, Hypocreales, Clavicipitaceae. The coding region runs from base 1 to 480 and encodes 159 amino acids. The transcript has a single exon.
AUGGCUGUCCGCGUCUCUUACAAGUAUUGGCACCCGUCUGAUACUGACGUCCAACCUUGGCAGAUUGUUGGCCUCUGCAACGGCGCCCGUGGUACCGUUUCCGACAUCGGCUGGGCACCUGGGACUGACCUCGUCCAAGACCCUCGCUGUGUUAUCAUGAUGGAGUUUGACAAGUAUAGCGGACCGGUGUUCUUAACCACCGCUGAUGGCCGCAAGAUUGUCCCGAUUCUCCCAGUAGAGAGGGACUUUCUCUUCGGAGCCCCUUGUUGCACUCGCACCCAGUUUUCCCUGAUCGUAUGCUCCGUUCACAAGUCGCAAAGCAUUACUGAAGACGUGAUCGUUACGGAUCUCUCCUGCCGGGACUUUCAGACUGGUCUCAGCUACGUAGCUGUCUCUCGUGUGAAAACUCUGCAGGGCCUGAUGUUGGAUGCGCAUUUGAUCCUAGUCAUCUGUUUUAUGAGUCUCCCCCGGAUGGUAUGA